AUGUCUCACCGUCACGUGCCAGCUUUGCCAGGCCUGCAUCGCUUUGGAUUCACGGCUGCCACCCUGCGUGACCUAGACGCGGAGCUGCAGGCGCUAAACACAACUCGGGAGUUGCAAAGGGAGGCGGGAUCGAGCGCUCUUUCGGAGGUGAAGCGCACGGUCGGAUCGAGCGCUCUUGCUCAAGACGUCUUUGCUCGGCUGCACCACAUCCUCUUUGCUCACGGGCUGUUACCCCUCUCCGAGUGGGGGAGGGAGCGCGUGCCUUCGGGGUGGGGCGUGACCGACUGGAGGCAGCAUCGCAACCGGGUGGUUUUGCAACGAAUCGGCCUGAGCGCCUACUUGCGCUCCGUGGCGGCAGCACAUGUAAGGACCGGGUCCCGCUGCCUCGGAUGGGACGAUGACGAGGAGUACACCCGCCUCCUUCCCGGGUGCGAGGGGUGGGGGUUCUCCUUCCGGGAGAAGCGUCGGCUGGAGCUCGAUGCGCCCGCGAGGCGCGUGCGCGGCGACCUAUGCGUGGCACAGGCCGCGCUGCCCCCUACUGCCACCUUUGAGGCGCCGUUGGACUACUUCCGUUACACGCACGUCGGCGCGUCCCACGUUCUAAAGGCGGCGGGCCUCGCGGUCCGCAGCGUACACCUGGUUGGCGGCAGCGAGCUCACGUCCGCUUGGUUGCUCGGCUUUGGGUCGGGCGACAUGCAACCCCCACAGCUCGACGACGCCUCCAUCCUGCACGAGGUCGACCGGCGCAACAUGUCCAAGCCAAGCGACGAGCUGUUCAUGGCGGUGGGACUGCUUGCGCGAAAAAAUGGCGUCGCCGCCGCGAACGACAAUCGCUGCUGA
Molecule: messenger RNA, 840 nt
Organism: Emiliania huxleyi CCMP1516
Lineage: Eukaryota; Haptophyta; Isochrysidales; Noelaerhabdaceae
Exons: 3
Coding region: 1-840 (279 amino acids)
Source: RefSeq, a predicted model, not a curated record